Molecule: messenger RNA, 1674 nt
Organism: Trichoderma breve
Lineage: Eukaryota; Fungi; Ascomycota; Sordariomycetes; Hypocreales; Hypocreaceae
Product: major facilitator superfamily domain-containing protein
Exons: 4
Coding region: 1-1674 (557 amino acids)
Biological process (GO): transmembrane transport
Molecular function (GO): transmembrane transporter activity
Source: RefSeq, a predicted model, not a curated record
AUGUCUGGUGGGAAAGCAGAGCCUUCUCUUGUGCCGAAACCUCUCGCUAUUCGCGACGAGCAUGAAUCCGAAGGAACCAAUCGCGUAUUAAAACCCGAAUGGAAAAUGUCGAACCGCACAUUAUUGGUCUUCAUUACCAUCUGCGUUUUAACACUCAUGGUUGCUUUGGAUAGCACAUCAAUCGGUGUAGCAUUGCCAACAAUUUCAAGAGCGCUUCAUAGCUCCGGCAUAGAAACCUUCUGGGCCGGUACUGGAUUUUUGUUGUGUGCAACAGUCUUCCAGCCAAAUUUUGUUUCCUUUUCCACCAUCUUUGGUCGUCGAUCUCUCUUCAUUGUUGGCAUAGUUUUCUUUUUCAUCGGUGCCGUGGUAGCAGGUGUAUCGAAAAAUGUUACCCAACUACUAGUUGGUCGAUGCAUACAAGGUGUCGGUGGGGGAGGCAUCUCGGCCAUUACCGAAGUUCUCAUUGCUGACUUGGUGCCGAUACGAUAUCGAGGACAGUAUUACGGCCUCAUGAAUGCCAUGUGGAGCGUUGGAUCUGUCUGUGGUCCCAUUAUUGGAGGCGCUUUCGCAGGCAGCGCGUCAUGGCGGUGGAUAUUCUACAUCAAUUUCCCCUUCGUCGGAAUUGGAAUUGUUUGUGUUGUCGUCUUUAUGAACCUUCACUUCGUCCCAACAUCACUUUCUGACAAGCUUCGUCUAAUUGAUUACAUCGGUUCCGUCAUCUUCAUCGGUAGCACGACGGCAUUUCUCAUUCCCUUGACGUGGGGUGGCGUCGUGUACAGCUGGCAUUCGUGGAGAACACUGGUCCCUCUCAUUAUUGGCAGCGUCGGGUGUGGCGUAUUUGUCGUUUAUGAAGCGUACUUUGCCCCUGCUCCCAUCAUUCCGAUCGAUCUCUUCAAGAAGCGUACUGCCAGCGUCUCGUUUGUCAGUGCCGGGCUCUCGGGGCUGCUCGUUUGGUGCAUCGUCUACUACAUGCCGUUGUAUUUCCAGGCCGUGAAAGAGUACAGCCCCGUCUUAACCGGAGUGUGUAUCUUCCCUCAAACGUUCACUGUGGCACCCGCAGGUGCGAUAGCUGGCAUAGCCAUCACAAAGUCUGGCAGAUACCGAUGGGCAAUUUGGUCGGGGUGGGCUCUGGCGACUCUAGGUCUGGGUUUGCUUUGCAUUCUGGAGGUCGGAACAAGUGUGCCUGGUUGGAUCUUCCUGAAUGUGGUCUCAGGAAUCGGUCUCGGAUUCCUCUUUCCAUCGGUGGCCUCAGCAAUACAAGCGGCUACUGCUCCGGAGCAUGUUCCAAUGGCUUUGGCCAUGUUUAGUUUCUUCAGAUCGCUCGGCCAGGCUGUAGGAGUCGCCAUCGGAGGGGUGAUAUUCCAAAACCGGAUGACCGCAAACCUCCUCAAUUACCCAAAACUUGCGCCAAACGCCACAGCUUAUGGUGCCGACGCCGCCGGCUUAGUCGAUAUCAUCAAAUCGAUGCCCAGUGGCCAGAACAAGCAUGAUCUUCAACAGGCCUUUGUCGAUAGCCUGCGCAUUGUUUGGGCAGUCUGCUGCGCUCUGGCUGGUUUCGGGCUUCUCCUCAGUCUGCUCAACCAAAGUUACAGCAUUGAUCAAGAACUUGCUAGCAGCCAAGGAAUCGUUGAGAAACAUCAGCUUCGUCCUCAUGCGGAGAGCACGGGAGCUUGA